Molecule: messenger RNA, 1713 nt
Organism: Drosophila busckii
Lineage: Eukaryota; Metazoa; Arthropoda; Insecta; Diptera; Drosophilidae
Product: pyruvate kinase-like
Exons: 2
Coding region: 37-1713 (558 amino acids)
Biological process (GO): glycolytic process
Cellular component (GO): cytoplasm
Molecular function (GO): magnesium ion binding; potassium ion binding; pyruvate kinase activity
Source: RefSeq, a predicted model, not a curated record
AUAUAUAUAUAUAUAUAGACAUAUAUAUAAGGCUGCAUGUUGAGGCGACAUUUGGUAUGCCAAAAUGUUCACAUGUGGCAUAUAAGUUUAAUGGGAUCUACAAGUUUUAUGGCACACCUAUACGUGAGAAACAUGGGAAAGCUUGCCGACAGCGACAAGCGUUUUGUGAAGGCUCAAAGCCAGCUGGAGCACGCCUGCUUGAUAAGGUAUAAUGCCAAGCCGGCAUUUAGACGCCUCACUGGCAUUAUAUGCACCAUAGGACCCGCGUCGCGUAGCGUGGAAAUGCUGCUCAAAAUGUUGGACACGGGCAUGGACAUAGCGCGGCUGAAUUUCUCGCACGGCACGCAUGAAUAUCAUGGCGAGACUGUGGCCAAUGUGCGCCAAGCAAUGGCGCAGUACUCCAAGUGCAUGGGCUAUGAGCAUAAUGUAGCUAUAGCGCUGGAUACUAAAGGUCCGGAAAUACGCACGGGUUUGAUUAAAGGCAGCGCCACAGCUGCAGUGGAGCUGGCAACAGGCGCAAAGUUUACGCUAAGCACCAAGCAGGAGCUGCAGGCAGAGGGCACAGCUGACCAAGUCUAUGUGGAUUACAAGAACAUAACCAAAGUGUUAAAGCCAAAUGAUCGCGUUUAUUUGGACGAUGGGCUCAUAUCUUUGAUAGUCAAGUCUGCCGAGGCGGAGCAGUUAAUAUGCGAAGUGGAAAAUGGCGGCAAGCUGGGCUCAAGCAAAGGCGUUAAUUUGCCCAAUGUUAAUGUGGAUUUGCCUGCUGUAAGUGAAAAGGAUAAAUGCGAUUUGCAGUUUGCUGUGCAGCAGCAGCUGGACAUAGUCUUUGCCAGCUUUAUACGCGAUGCGGCGAGCAUAGAAGAAAUACGCUGCAUACUCGGCGAGCAGGGCAAGCAUAUCAAAGUGAUAGCCAAGAUUGAAAAUCAUCAAGGCAUGCAGCAUAUAAAGCAGAUUAUAGACGCCGCCGAUGGCAUUAUGGUAGCACGUGGAGAUCUGGGCAUAGAAAUACCCGCAGAGAAGGUAUUUCUAGCGCAAAAGUCAAUGAUUGCGCUUUGCAACAAAGUGGGCAAGCCCGUUAUAUGUGCCACACAAAUGCUGGAGUCAAUGAUUAGGAAACCGCGUGCCACACGCGCUGAACUCUCGGAUGUGGCCAAUGCAGUGCUCGAUGGCAGCGAUUGCGUCAUGCUCUCGGGUGAAACUGCCAUGGGUGAUUAUCCCUUGCAGUGCAUUUCGGUUAUGUCCAAAGUGUGUCAGGAGGCGGAGUCUGCCAUUUGGCAUGAGCGUUGCUUUCAAGAUUUGGUUAACAUCUCGGCCAGCGAGAGUCGCGACUACGAGCAGUCGCUUAUUGUGGCCGCCGUGCAUGCCGCCAUACAAUGCCAAGCUAAAGCUAUUAUAGUGCUUACCAAAACUGGCCGAUCGGCUGCUACGCUAGCGCGUUUUCGUCCUCGCUGUCCCAUCAUUAGCGUCAUUGAGCAGAACGCACGAGUUGCGCGCCAGACGCGUCUCUAUCGUGGCGUUAUACCAAUUAACAUUGCAGCCAAACAAACUGGCAAACUAACUUGGCUCGAAAGCAUUAAGCAGCGCAUUAGCCUGGCCUUGAACAUAGCCAAGCAACGUGGCUUUGUGCAAAAAGGAGAUCCUGUCAUUAUCGUCACCGGUGGCAAAAACAAGCGAGCUGGCAUUAAUUCUAUGCAUUUUUAUCAAGUUAACUAA